Cyphellophora attinorum is the source of this 1218-nucleotide messenger RNA. RefSeq lists its product as uncharacterized. The transcript is spliced from 3 exons. The record is from RefSeq and is a predicted model, not a curated record. Lineage: Eukaryota; Fungi; Ascomycota; Eurotiomycetes; Chaetothyriales; Cyphellophoraceae. Bases 1 to 1218 code for a protein of 405 amino acids.
AUGAAGGGCCCCUUUUCACUAUUCGCUCUUGCGGCAGUCGCAUUGGCGCAGGACGAAGGCAGCGCUGUUCUCACUGCGAUUCAGAUCCAAUCCGACCUCACUCAACUAUUCGCUGCUCUGCAACUGUUUCCCGAUGUGGUGAGCACCCUCCGUUCAGCAUCCAACAUAACUAUCUUCGCUCCGACCGACACAGCUUUUGCGGCUCUCGGAUCUGACGCACCUACGGGAGAUGCCUUAGCCGCAGUUCUCAACUACCACGUUGUCCAGGGCCAGUAUCCAGCUUCCACGAUUCCGACGAUGCCGACCUAUGUGCAGACUCUGCUGACGCCAGAGCUAUCCCAGACGGACACAGCCCUGACCAACGUUACUGGGGGUCAGUAUGUGGGUGUGGUCAAUAAUGGAACUGGUGUGCAGCUUUUGAGCGGCAAUCUGGCUGUUUCAAAUGUUGUUGAAGCAGACAUAAUUCAGGGCGGCUCAAUCAGCAUCCACAAGAUCGACCGUGUGCUGACCCUUCCCGAGAAUUUGGCUAUCACGCUGUCCGAGGUUGCGGGUGCCUCGACUAUUGUUGACGCUGCUAUAGUCGCUGAUCUGUCCGAGACACUCACUACAGUUGAGGAUCUUACAAUCUUCGUCCCGAAUGAUGCUGCGUUCGAAGCUAUUGGCUCCGUCCUUGCCACUGCCAACCUAGAAACACUGCAGAGCGUACUCCAAUAUCACGCCAUCACUGGGGCGGUAUUCUUCGCUGAAGAUGUCACAAACACUACUUCUCCUUCUCUGGCUGGAAACUUGACCUUGUCAGUCAUUGAUGGCGCAGUAUUUGUCAAUGAGGCCAAGGUCAUCAUACCUAACAUCAUCCUCUCAAAUGGUGUGGCUCAUGUUAUUGACUCGGUCUUGAAUCCCCUUGCCACAGAGCCUUUCGACCGAGCCUCGCUCUCGCCAUCGAACUCGCCUGUCGUCGCCUUUCAAGGCGCUUCCCCUACGGCAGUCAGUCUCGGGCUACCCCGACCAGCUCCAACCACUACACUUUCGGUCCCUGCAGUUUUGACCUCUGGCCUUGCUACUGUCACUGGUACACGAGCAUCUGCUUCAGGUUCGGCAACGAACUCAGGGCCUGCUGUUGCAAGCGCGUCUGGCGAAAGUGGUGCGUCUAGCCAACGGAUUGUUGGUGGUCUACACGCUGCGGGGGGGUUGCUGGGUGUUGUUGCCUUACUUGCAUAA